AUGUCCAAGUAUGCUAAGUACUUGAAGGGUGUGGUCACUGACAAAGUUAAGCUACAGGAUGUCAAUAUAGUAGAACUCACUAAAGAUUUUGACUGUAUGGUGAUGCAGAAGAUGCCUCAAAAGCUCAAAGAUCCAGAGAGAUUCACCCUCCUUAUUCAAAUUGGCAACAAUGAGGUGGUUCAUCCAAUGAGUGAUUUAGGGGAGAGUAUCAACUUGAUGCCCCUAUAUUUUUUCAAUAAGUUGGAACUAGGAAAUCCAAGACAGAGCUCUUUGAUACUCCAAUUGGAAAAUCAGACCCUAGCCCAUCCUGAAGGAAUCAUAGAGGAUGUUCUCAUCAAGGUAGAUGAAAAAGUACCAGUCAUAUUGGGAUGUCCAUUUUUGGUGAUGAAAGAAGUAUUGAUAGAUGUGAGAGAGGGCACACUCAUAAUGAGGCUGGAUGAUGAAGAGGUAGUUUUUAAAGUGUACAAACAUGUCAAAGCACUAUUCCACUACAAAUAUUUGUGCAUGAUUAUAGUGAUUAAAGAGGAUAAGUAUGGGGUGGUGGAUUUGAGUCCACCAAAGAAAACAUUGAACUUCCUCAUUGAGCAGCCCAAGCCAUAA
This is a messenger RNA of Capsicum annuum, 600 nucleotides long. RefSeq lists its product as uncharacterized. NCBI's taxonomy places the organism in Eukaryota, Viridiplantae, Streptophyta, Magnoliopsida, Solanales, Solanaceae. Bases 1 to 600 code for a protein of 199 amino acids. The transcript is spliced from 2 exons. The record is from RefSeq and is a predicted model, not a curated record.